Molecule: messenger RNA, 3243 nt
Organism: Panicum virgatum (switchgrass)
Lineage: Eukaryota; Viridiplantae; Streptophyta; Magnoliopsida; Poales; Poaceae
Product: probable receptor-like protein kinase At1g30570
Exons: 2
Coding region: 452-2983 (843 amino acids)
Biological process (GO): protein autophosphorylation
Cellular component (GO): plasma membrane; plasmodesma
Molecular function (GO): ATP binding; transmembrane receptor protein tyrosine kinase activity
Source: RefSeq, a predicted model, not a curated record
GUCUGCCUGCCCUCCCCGAUUAAACUAAACAAAUCAAUCGGCCGCGGGCCUGCGCCGCACUGUGCGCGUGGCCUCCUGAAUCAUUGCCUGCUUUUGCUUUCAUUAUCAGUAACGCAAUCUGUCUUCUUCCUCGGGUCCAUCAGCUCUGAAGCUCGGCGGGGAGCUGCCAUUUGUUGAGCUCAAGCCUACCAUAUUACGCAAUCCUCCGCCGGACUCUUGUGUGGCCCGGUCUGGUGCUUCCUUGUGGCUGAGUUGCUUCUUUCUUGUUCUUCUUCUUCUUCUUUUGGCGGCGGCGCUCAAACCCUUCUUCCUGCUGACUGCGAGAGAGGGAGCUCUCCGAGUCGUGGAGGAACCUACAACGCGUCUGCACAAUCCAUCAGGCUCAGAGGCUGCAUUUUCUUGGCAUUCGGGAGAUCCUGGUUAUUCUCCAAGGGUCGGCUCGACGGGGAAGAUGAGAUCUUUUCCGCAUCUGCUGCUGAUUCUGGUGGUGUUCCUGAUCCUGGGCAACGCGCGAGCACAAUCCAAGCCGCUUCUGAUCAACUGCGGCUCGGAUUCCAGCGCCGACGUCGAUGGCAAGACAUGGGUGGGGGACUCCCGUCCUGACGGCAGCAACUUCACUGUCAGUUUACCUGGUGCCAUUGCCCCGGCUCCGAAAGUUUCUGCUGGAGAGGAUGUGUAUGGGGAUCUGUACAGGACUGCUCGCGUCUUCAACGCGUCGUCCAGCUACAGGUUCAGGGUUGCCGCCGGAAGCUACUUCCUCCGGCUCCAUUUCAGUCAGCUGUUCAGCAAUCUCAGUUCCAAGGAAUCGGUUUUCGAUGUCACGGCCAAUGACCUGAAGCUGAUUUCCAAGUUCAGUGUCCCUGGAGAGGUCUACUGGAGGAACUCCAAGAUCAACUCCACCAGCAACGUCAUCGUGAAGGAGUACCUUCUGAAUGUCACCUCUGGGAAGCUGGAGGUUGAGUUUGCUCCUGAUGCUGGGUCGUUUGCCUUCAUCAAUGCAAUGGAGGUUGUGCCUGUGCCCGGCAGCUCGGUCUUCGAUUCGGUUAACAAGGUGGGUGGUGUUGGGUUGAAGGGCCCUUUCAGCCUUGCAGAUAGUGGCAUCGAGACCAUGUACAGGGUGUGUGUUGGAGGCGGCAAAAUUGAGAGGAAGGAGGAUCCUCGCUUAUGGCGGAAGUGGGAUUCAGAUGAGCAUUACAUAUUCUCUCUGAAUGCUGCUCAUGCUAUCAAAAACACAUCCAACAUAAGCUAUGUGUCAGGUGAUGACUCAACCUCUGCACCACUAAGGCUCUAUGAGACGGCCAGGGUAACGGAGGAGACAUUCGUAGUGGAUAAGAAGUUCAAUGUGUCAUGGAGGUUCAAUAUAGACCCUGGCUUUGAUUACUUGGUCCGGCUGCAUUUCUGUGAGCUGGAGUAUGAAAAGCCGGAGCAGCGCAAGUUCAAGAUCUACAUAAAUAGCAAGACUGCUGCAGAGAACUAUGAUGUGUUUGCAAAAGCUGGGGGCAAGAACAAGGCUUUUCAUGAGGACUUUCUUGAUGAUGCCUCGUCGCAGACGGAUACCCUUUGGGUUCAGUUGGGUUCUGAGUCCUCUGCAACAAGCGCUGCAGCUAGUGAUGCACUUUUGAAUGGCAUGGAAAUCUUUAAGGUCAGCAGGGAUGGAAAUCUUGGCCAUCCAACAAUUAGAAUUGGGGGUAUGAGUGGUGGCAUGAUGAAACCAAAGCGUAGCCCCAAGUGGGUACUAAUUGGUGCUGCUGCUGGUCUGGUGAUGUUUAUCUCAAUUGCUGUUGCUGUUUAUUUCUGUUUUUACCUUCGACGGAAGAAAAAUACCACAGCUAACAUAACAAAGGCCAACCCACCGGCUACACCCAUGGCUACAAAUGCUCGAGCCUCCCCAACUCUCCGCACGACUGGAACAUUUGGUAGCUGCAGGAUGGGCAGGCAAUUCAGUGUUGCAGAAAUCAAAGCAGCCACCAUGAACUUUGAUGAGUCUUUGGUGAUUGGAGUUGGGGGUUUUGGCAAGGUCUACAAGGGUGAAACUGAAAAUGGCACUCCAGUGGCAAUCAAGAGGGGCCAUGCACAAUCUCAGCAGGGUGUCAAGGAGUUUGAAACUGAGAUUGAGAUGCUCUCAAGGCUGCGACACCGGCACCUUGUGUCCUUGAUUGGUUACUGUGAUGAGCAAAAUGAGAUGAUCUUAGUUUAUGAGCACAUGGCAAAUGGCACAUUGAGGAGCCACCUUUAUGGAAGCAACCUUCCUGCUCUUACAUGGAAGCAAAGGCUUGAAAUCUGCAUUGGUGCAGCAAGGGGGCUUCACUACCUUCACACUGGACUUGAGAGGGGCAUUAUCCACAGGGAUGUCAAGACUACCAAUAUUUUGCUGGAUGAUAAUUUCGUCGCGAAGAUGGCAGAUUUCGGUAUCUCAAAAGAUGGUCCACCAUUGGAUCAUACUCAUGUUAGUACUGCUGUGAAAGGGAGUUUUGGUUACCUUGAUCCAGAGUACUUUAUGAGACAACAGUUAACACAGAGUUCAGAUGUGUACUCUUUUGGUGUUGUGCUGUUUGAGGUGCUAUGCGCUCGACCAGUCAUCAACCCGACAUUACCAAGGGAUCAGAUAAACCUUCCUGAGUGGGCUUUGAAGUGGAAAAGGCAAAACUUACUUGAGACCAUAAUUGAUCCUCGAUUAGAUGGAAAUUACACACCGGAGUCCGUCAGGCAAUUCAGUAAGAUAGCAGAAAAAUGCCUUGCAGAUGAGGGGAAGAGCCGGCCAUCAAUGGGUGAAGUCCUGUGGCACCUAGAGAACGCUUUGCAAUUGCACCAAGCGCAUCUGCAAAGUGCAACUACUGAUGGUCUAUCAGGACAUGAGCUGAAGCGCUCUGAUUCAUCUACUGAUAUGCGGUGCAUGUUUGAAGAAGAAUCUGCUCAUUCAGACUGUCAGGAUGCAGAUGGGGAAGCGGUUGAUAUCAAAAUUGAGGUGCCAGGGGCUGUUUGAAUUGGUGGUCUCAAUCGACUGAAUAGGGUGAGUGUCCAAUUAACAAUAUUGCUCAGCUGCGCUACCAUCUGCAGUACUGUAAACACCAUAUAUGGUUACCCCAACAAUAUACUGAAAUUCUUUUUGUUCAGUGGGGUUGAUUCUUUCUUUUCUUUUCACUUGUUCUAUGCUGAUGUAGAAAGUGCUAAAUUUGAUUGAUUAUUUUGUAUUGUUCUGGAAAGAAAUGCAUUGGUAUGCAUUACUUGAGAGAUUUCUGCAUG